Molecule: messenger RNA, 2358 nt
Organism: Cryptomeria japonica (Japanese cedar)
Lineage: Eukaryota; Viridiplantae; Streptophyta; Pinopsida; Cupressales; Cupressaceae
Product: protein TPX2
Exons: 20
Coding region: 380-1996 (538 amino acids)
Biological process (GO): activation of protein kinase activity; mitotic spindle assembly; regulation of mitotic spindle organization
Cellular component (GO): mitotic spindle; nuclear microtubule
Molecular function (GO): protein kinase activator activity; microtubule binding
Source: RefSeq, a predicted model, not a curated record
CCAUAAAGAGAGUCAAAUCCUAAUCCGAGUAGUAGAAGGGCAUUCAUAACGCCGUAAAAAGCAACGGAACGUUUCCUCAUCAAGGUGGCGGAGAAAAUAAUACAUACACGCUACUGUACGUACCAUGAGCCUUUCAUUUGACGCGGGAAUGAACACGAAAUUUGCCGUCUUUAAUCUCUGGAUUUCGAUAGCUUUGAGGUUUUAAACAAUGGCAGACGAGCAGCGCUUUGAAAUUUUUACUGGAUUUUCUGUUCCGCGUUAUUGCAUUUUCGAAGAAGAGGAAACAGAGGAGGAUACCGCGCAGGCGCAGCACUGAUCUUUUUCGGCUUUAACAUAUGGUCAAUCAACUGCUUUUUUGUGUGUCAUAGACUCAUAUGUGAUGGAGGACAAGAGACCAUCUUUUACCAGUUCUCCUGAGGAAGCUUCUAUAGCAGAUGGCAGCAGAACUUGUGACGAUAAUAUUGAUAAUGAAAAUCCUAGCAUGUCCCAAGAUCAGAGAUGCACAAAUUUGAAGAUCCCCUUCUACAAUGCGAAGGUCAAUGCAAUCAAAGGAGAGAAAGAAAGCAAGAAGAAUGUGAAAUUUAAUGAUCACAAUCGUAUGCACAAAGUACGAUUCUCAAAAUUGGCUGUUGAGAAAGACAUGUCAUCUUAUGUCAAAGUAGAAAGCCUAGCUUAUACGGGUAAAAGUGUUGGUGGGCACAAAGAAAGCUUAGAUUCUAAGAAGGCAAUUGAAAAAUCAGCUUCACAAGUUGCAUGUAAUGGCAAGAUGGGUAGGGGAUUAACAGGAAAAAAUCUUUCAAGCUGUUCUAACACCGUUGCUGCACUUCCCAAAAAUUCUUUAUUAAAACCAACUAGACAAGGAUGUCCUGAACUAGAAACAGCUCAAAGAGUUCGGCCUAUGAGGGUCAAGAGUUCUAUUGAGAUUCAAGAAGGGUUGAUAUCAAAGAUUCCAAAGUUAGUUUCUCAUACACUACAUAGAAAGAGUGCAGAAAAACAGGGGCAUUCAUCUGUCACUAGGGUUAACAUGAAAAGACCAAAAGAAUCACGUUUGGAAAAUGCUUUAUGUGCACUCCCACCAAAGUUGAAAACCUCAGAAGAGUUGGAGCAAAAAGAGCUCGAAAAUCUGCCAGCAUUCAGCGCUGGAGGAAUCAAUGGGAAGAGGUGUUGUAGUAAGGGGUCUAUGGGAAUAGUGCGCGUUGAAAAACACCAAGCCACAACACCAGUGUUAUUAGUAAAAUCAGAGCCUCAGUUUCCACUUCAACAGGCUACAAAACCUCAACCUUUUAAUCUUGCAACAGAGGAUCGGGGAAUAGAAAAAGAGAGAAAGUUUAUCUCACAAUUGCAAGAAAAUGAACGAAAGGAACAAAAGGCGCGGAUUCCAAAGGCCAAUCCACUUCCUUAUAGUACUGAUUCUCCAGUAAUCCCUCCAAAGCCACAAUCAAAAGAAUGUACCAAGCCAGAACCCUUCAAACUUGAGAGUGUAAUAAGACACGAAGAAGAACUUAAACGUAUAAUGGAGGAACAUAAAAGAUUCUUGAGAGAAGAAGCUGAAAUGAAGAACUUCCGAGCUAGGCCUAUUAUGAACAAUUUCACCAAAAAUGUUUGUAGGAAGGUAAGAAUGCCACUUACAGAGGUGCAGGAGUUCAACUUGCGUGUGGAUAGUCGUGCUAUUCAACGUGCAGAAUUUGAUAGAAGGAUAAAGGAGAAAGAAAUUUUUUAUAUGAGACUUAAAGCUGAGUCUGAAGCUGCAAUGAAGGCUGGACAAGCAAUUACAACAAUAGAUUGGAAACUCGCCUUGUUAUGUUUUGUAUGGGUUCUUAGGCACGUGAGGAGGAGGCUAUUAAAAACAUGCGGAAGGCUAUGGUUCCUCAUGUCAGACCAGUGCCUGACUUCAGCAAACCUUUUGUUCCACACAGAGCAUCAAAAGAACCUACACAGCCAAAAUCUCCAAAAUUUCAUGCUCUCCAUAAAGGCAAUAGGAGCCAAAAUCAAAUGAGGUAAAUCUAUCACCAUAGAGCGUCACUGUUGCUGUAAUAUUUUGGUCACACGAUCUCAAAUAGAGGAUUUGCUGCACCCUGAACUUUUCGCUUCAAUUCAGCAGAUUCCAUUCCAAGCAAAUUGAGGAUAUUGUGUGUGUUGAUCUACAAAGAAAUACAUGACAUUAUUUCAGCUGCCAUCUUUUAAGAGCAAACCAUUAAAGGUAAACUUGGAAAUAUAUUAUUAAAGGAAAGAGAUAUCCUUGCGCUUUGCCUUGGCCUAUUAUAAAAUAUAACCAACAUUUUGGGGUCAAGAUCUAUUUUGUAUAAUAAAGUUGUUUAAUCACUUAAUUUAUCUUUUAUAAUCUUGCAUCAACUUAAU